AUGGGAAGCAGCGGUAACGAAAUCUGGAAUGUGUUGGUGCGACACUUCGAUGAGGAGAAGGUCACGAAGGUCGUGGAAGCUCUUGAGGAUGAAUGCAUCUACCGGCUCGACGACAUCAAGGAUUUCACUCUCGCUGAGCUCAGGGACCUGAAUGUCCCAGCUGGAAUGGCAAAGAUGCUCCUACUCGAAGGAAGGAAAGAGGCGGCCUUUACACUCCGAGGAUCGCGGGUUGCCUACCUUGGGUCCGAGGCGUACGAUCGGGUGAUGAGCCGCUGCCCCUCUGAUAUGGCAAACCAAAUGAUCACCUUCACCAUUCAGGAGCAGAUGUCGGACACCAAGCCACCUGCACUGUUAAACUACCGUCCAGACACCGCUCGUGGUCUGCCGAUAGCGCUCGUCUCUCCGGUCUUUGCCUACUUUCUGGACUUGUGUGACAGCCUCGAACUGACGCCCACGGCCAAAGAUUCUGCCUUUGUCAACGAGCUGUGUUUGAAGUCUUCCAUGGCCUACGUUGAUGAGGCGAAAAGGUGUAAGAUGCUGUUCGCUUUGCUGCGAGCCUAUCUUCCGUUGGAAUUUUUGGUUGACGAGGUCGGCAAGAAGGACAUCGCGAUCCUGUAUCAGCGGCAGCUGCUAGCUAUAUGCCAGGUCAAGAAUGAAGAAGGCUUUUCGGGAAAUGCCUACCUGGAAGCAGGCGCGUACUACGUGAGAGAUUUAAGCGACAACCGCGAUGAGGUUAUGGUGCGCUGUGAGCGGUACCCGGUGUUCCUGCUGGAGAUUACGGGUGCACUGUUGAAAGUCUCGGGCGCAGCAUUUGCUUCCUGUCCUCUGGUCGAGCCGCUGAAGAUGGGCCUCUUGGUGCGGAGGACAAACCAUAAGGAGAUGGAUGCUCUUUGCCGGAUGGUGGUCGCUUUGCGCAAAUCGCUCUUGAAGCUCGUGUCACUUCGAGCAGCAGUGAUGAGGCGCCCGGCGGCAGAGCUGGACUUGGCAGCGGUCGACCUUCCGUAUCCAUUGCAGGAGUUUUAUUCCACAGGUGGCGGUGUCAUGGUGCUGAGUUUUGGAAAGCUUUACGUGCUGGAUCUGCAGCAUAGCCGAGAUGUGCUGCCGACGCCUUUUGAGCAGAUCAAACGCAGCGGUGUUACCAAGAUCCUGGCCAAGUUCUGCCAGCGGUACGGGAGUCAAGUUCACGCCGACUGGUUCUCUCGUGGCUGUACUCCGAAGCUGUUCAAUACCAUGCGUCUGAGCGGGGACUGGCUCAUGGUGCUCAUGGAGUACAUGGAAGGCUACACCGACCUUCAAAGGAAAACUAACGUCUUUCCCGUUUCUUCUGCCAAGUGGAACAAGAUCAGUAGUCUGGCUCGCAAAUGCUUGAAGGAUGCCCAAGCAUCCACCCUUCGUGGCGUGCACGGCGACCUCAGGCUUGACAACCUGCUUGUCGAUGAAGGCCUGACGCACGUCCUGGCUGUUGACUUCGAAAGAGCUGGAAUCGAAGGAUGCGACCGGUAUCCUUUCUUCAUGAACCACACCGAUGUGGAGUGGCCAGCUGGGGCAAGCGAUAACCAGCUGCUGAUGCAAGUGCACGACAACGAACUUCUGGAAUCGCAGCUGGAGCGGAAGCACAAGAGGAAGUACGACUGGCACAAUGAUCGGAGUUUUGUGCCAAAGAAGCUUGCGGCGCUGGCAUCUGGAGCAUCGGUAUCGGAUACUGAAGAAGACUUCUGAAGCUGAGUCGUCUCAUCUGCGUAGUUAACCCGGGAGUUUAUAAUUAAGAUAGAUCUGAGGAGCUUCAUCUAUUGUGUAAUG
Molecule: messenger RNA, 1800 nt
Organism: Selaginella moellendorffii
Lineage: Eukaryota; Viridiplantae; Streptophyta; Lycopodiopsida; Selaginellales; Selaginellaceae
Exons: 5
Coding region: 1-1719 (572 amino acids)
Source: RefSeq, a predicted model, not a curated record